This is a messenger RNA of Spirometra erinaceieuropaei, 591 nucleotides long. NCBI's taxonomy places the organism in Eukaryota, Metazoa, Platyhelminthes, Cestoda, Diphyllobothriidea, Diphyllobothriidae. The record is from the annotation of a GenBank genome assembly.
AUGCAGGACGCCUGGACUGCCCGCAAAGCUGAGGAGAUCCAAGGGUACGCGGACCGCAACGAAUGGAAGAACAUCUUCUCUGCGAUCAAAGCUGUCUACGGUCCGCCGACGAAGGAUACUGCUCCUCUCCUCAGCGCCGACGGUAGCACUCUUCUGACUGAGAAAACGCAAAUCCUACAGUGAUGGGCCGAGCAUUUCCGAGGCGUCCUCAACCGCCCCUCCGUCAUCUCCGACGCCGCCAUCGAGCGUCUGCCGCAAGUGGAGACCAACGUGGACCUCGACCUCCCGCCAUCUAUCCAGGAGACCAUCAGGGCCGUCCAGCAGCUCUCCAGCGGGAAGGCACCCGGAUCGGACGCAAUCCCUGCUGAUGUCUACAAGCACGGAGGUCCCCAACUGCUGGAUCACCUGAUUGCGCUCUUCCAGGAGAUGUGGCGUCAAGGCGAAGUCCCACAAGAUUUCAAGGACGCAACCAUCGUGCAUGUCUACAAGCGUAAAAGGCAAUCGCUAAAUCUGCGACAAUCACCGUGGCAUCUCCCUGCUAAACAUCGCCGGGAAGAUCUUCGCUCGCAUCAUUCUCAACCGCCUCAAUAA